Messenger RNA from Poecilia latipinna (sailfin molly), 1176 nucleotides. RefSeq names its product altered inheritance of mitochondria protein 3-like. The coding region runs from base 162 to 926 and encodes 254 amino acids. NCBI's taxonomy places the organism in Eukaryota, Metazoa, Chordata, Actinopteri, Cyprinodontiformes, Poeciliidae. The record is from RefSeq and is a predicted model, not a curated record. The transcript is spliced from 4 exons.
ACACACCAUACACAACCAGUUUUCUAUCAAAACACCUUCAAGCGAUAGCAAGAUUUUGGAUAAGAUUUGGACCACAGUCUGCAGAUUGGUCAGUGUGUUGCAUGGCAGGAAACUUUAGAGCUGACUGAGUUUUUCCUGGUCACAUAAAACUUCAGGAUAAGAUGACAGAAACUCCCCUAAAACAAUGGAAGAGUGGUCUCUUUGACUGCUUUGAAGAUGCCAAUACUUGUUGCUAUGGCUUCUGGUGCUGCCCUUUCCUUGCCUGCACUGUUUCAAGAAGAUUUGGAGAGAACCCCUGUCUGCCUUUAUGUGACAUGCUGGUUUCAUCUACAGUUGUAGUGUUUGGGGUUUCUUUUGUUAUUCCCCCUGUAGCGUUGUCUUUGAGGGCUUCCAUUCGUAACAAACGUGGAUUAAAGGGUUCCCUCUACAGCGACAUUUUGACUUCAUGUUGCUGUGUCUGGUGCUCCUGGUGCCAGAUGCAUCGUGAGCUGAAGGAGAGAACUCCUCUCGUUGUUGUGAUGCAGCAGCCCGUGACGAUGCAGCCCCCAACUGUGGUCAACGUGCAGGCUAAUCCGGUCAUGAUGGUUAAUCAAAACUCUGCUCCACUUCCUGUUGGUUUUCAAAACUUUCCUCAAACUCCUGGUGGGUUUCAAAAUCCUCCUCAAAAUCCUGGUGGGUUUCAAAAUCCUGGUGGGUUUCAAAAUCCUCCUCAAAAUCCUGGUGGGUUUCAAAAUCCUGGUGGGUUUCAGAAUCCUCCUCCAUAUCCUGAGGAAUUUCAAAAUUCUCCUCAAAAUCCUGGUGGGUUUCAAAAGCCUCCUCCAUAUCCUGAGGAAUUUCAAAAUCCUCCUCAAAAUCCUGGUGGGUUUCAAAAUCUUCCUCAAAAUCCUGGUGGGUUUCAAAAUUCUCAAACCCCUGAUGGAUUUUAAAAUCCUUCCUGUUGGUUUGAAUUCCUAACAGAAACUGAACAUAUUUGUUAACGUUUACGUUCUUCAGAUAAGUCGUGAUCAUGUUGGGGUGUAAUGUUUACUUUAUCCAGUAAAUUCACUGUCAGUGCUUCAAAUAAAAGUGAAGAGAGUUGAAUAUGACUUUGAGUUCCUACGUAUAUUAACCUUCUUAUAAACAUUGUAUACUUGUUAAUCAAUUUGAAAUAAAAAAACAUAAGUCCAACAACAAAAA